Molecule: messenger RNA, 912 nt
Organism: Dujonia railenensis
Lineage: Eukaryota; Fungi; Ascomycota; Pichiomycetes; Serinales; Debaryomycetaceae
Source: the annotation of a GenBank genome assembly
AUGUUGAGAAUACAUGCUGGUAAAGUCCAAUACGAUGAAGCUACACACAAAUGUACGCCAUUGCCUACCAAGGGAGUAAUUAUGAUGCGUCCUUCCAAGGAAGAAGUAGGGUUCUUCAAUUUUAAAUGGUCUCCAAGAUCGAGUACAAGUAACAUAGAAUCUGAUCGAUUAUUGAUCAUUCCUGGCGAUGUGACCUUCAAGCAUGUAAAAUCUUGUACAACUGGAAGAGUUGUAGCAUUGACUUUCUUGUCAUCAGGAGCAAAACAUCUUUACUGGCUACAAGAUGUGGGUGAAGGUACUGACGACGAGGAAGAAUUGAGCAAAUUGACUGAAAAGGAUAAAAAUCUUAUCAAUGGCAUCAAUGAGAUGAUCCUGAGUAACGAUGACGAAGAUGAGGAUGAGGAUGAGGAACAAACUGCAAAAGAGAGUGGGGAUUAUGAAAAUGGAAGUGACGAUAAGAGUCAACCUCAAAGAGAGAUAAGUACAGGAUCUGCACUUGGUUCCCAAUCUGGAGCGUCUGGUCCAUCACCAGCAGAAGAUGCUGCGACCGCUGCUUCAACAUUCCCAAUUCAUUCGAUAUCGGAUGUGCUUAGGCCGGAUGUGAUUGAGAGUCACCUUUCGAGACUCUCAGAAUCCCAAUUGAAAGAACUAUAUGCUGAUUAUUUGCCAGAGAAUACCAAUCCUACCAAAGAGGAAAUAACUGAAGUGAUCAAAAACGGAUUUUUCAGCGUGGCCUCUGAAAAGUUGAGUGAACAAUUGAGAGAGAGUAAUGGCACAGGGUAUUUAUUAGCCCAAACUUUAAAGUAUGAAUAUCAAGGCGAAGGAAUUGAGAAUUUUUUGAACGGUAUCAGAUCUGUUGGUAAGAAGGAUGGCAAGGAAGAAGGAGAGGAUGAAAAAAUGAAAGAAGAUUGA